UGUAUAAAAGCCAUCUUGCUACCCACGAUUGUGUGGCAGUCUUGAUAGAGUUCUCCCGUUGCAAGUUGGCAAACCUCAGCUAGAGAAGAAGACACGAAAAAAAAUGAAUUUCUUUCCAGCUGUUUUGAUACUCAUCCUUGGCCUGGUGGCUUCACAGGAGUACACGUAUGUUGAGAUAGGACGUGGAGUGUGUCGGUCCUACUACUACAACACCGUGGGGAAAAUCGCCAUCCCCAACACCACCCCCAACAUGACCUUGGUGGCCAAGGUCAUUAACCAGUACUCUACUUACAGCUGUGUUGAGAACCAGACCUACGGCAUCACCACCGACAACCUCUACCUGUGGAUCACUGGCCUCUGCCACGCUGAGUUCGCCAUCUACUCUGUCGUGUUGAAUACGACAGCUACCACCACCAUAGUGCCAACCACAACAACUGCAACAUCAACAACUACCACACCAACAACUACCAUACCAGCACAAACCACAACAACAACUAAAGCAACAACCACCACACCAACACCAACCACAACAACCAAAGCAACAACCACCACACAAGCACCAACCACAACAACCAAGGCGACAACCAUAACGCCAGUACCUACUACAACAACAACUAAAGCAACAACUACCACACCAGUACCAACCACAACAACAACUAAAGCAACAACUACCACAUCAGUACCAACCACAACAACAACUAAAGCAACAACUACCACACCAAUACCAACCACAACAACAACUAAAGCAACAACUACCACACCAAUACCAACCACAACAACAACUAAAGCAACAACUACCACACCAAUACCAACCACAACAACAACUAAAGCAACAACUACCACACCAGUACCAACCACAACAACAACUAAAGCAACAACUACCACACCAGUACCAACCACAACAACAACUAAAGCAACAACUACCACAUCUGUACCAACCACAACAACAACUAAAGCAACAACUACCACACCAGUACCAACCACAACAACAACUAAAGCAACAACUACCACACCAGUACCAACCACAACAACAACUAAAGCAACAACUACCACAUCAGCGCCACCUACAACUAGCGUGUCUGCUAGUACAACAACUUCUCUAGUUCAAUCCCAGUGCGGUAUCGCCAACAGCUACAGGAUCGUGGGUGGGACCACGACAACAGCCUGCGAGUAUCCCUGGAUGGUGAUGAUCUACAACAGCUACUACUCCACGGUCUGUGGCGGCACCAUCAUCGACCAAACGCACAUCCUGUCUGCUGCUCACUGCUUCGUACACCAGGACCCCACGACUGGGGCCAUCAGCACCACGGCAGCCUCCGACCUGACGGUGUACACGGGGUCCAACGUCAUGCCUUUUGAGACCAGUGUCCCUGGCGUCAUUAGGCGAACAGUCGCCACAGUCGCCACACACGCAAGUUACGACCCGAAGUACUUAGCAAACGACAUCGCCCUCCUUGAAUUGACCACACCCAUCACAUUUGACACGUGCCACAGACCCAUCUGUCUGGUCGACGGUUCCAAAACUCCACAAAUGGCAUCAGGCUGUAGAGCUAUGGGCUGGGGCAAAAAUUCCAGUAGCACCACAGGUACCAUCCAGAGCACCAUGCUGUGGGUGGAUGUACCUGUCGUGUCUGACGUCACCUGCCAGUCCAACUACGGCCUCUACUACCACGGCAGUAACUUCUGUGCUGGCUCACCUGGAAUGGAUUCCUGUCGGGGCGACUCUGGCGGUCCACUAGCCUGUAAAGAAGCAGACGGCCGCUUCUACGAGUACGGCAUCGUGUCUGCAGGUCCCGAGUACUGUGGCUCGUCUGCUGGCCUCUACACCAAGGUCUCCAGCUUUCUGCCCUGGAUAGAACAGAUGAAAACAUUAAUGGCGACAGCUGCUUAGAUGAAGACAACGUUCCGAAUAGUUGCAUAUGAACUGUCUUCAAUAAAUCAAAGAACAAAAGCA
Molecule: messenger RNA, 1954 nt
Organism: Physella acuta
Lineage: Eukaryota; Metazoa; Mollusca; Gastropoda; Physidae
Product: mucin-5AC-like
Biological process (GO): proteolysis
Molecular function (GO): serine-type endopeptidase activity
Source: RefSeq, a predicted model, not a curated record